AUGGACGCCGCAAGCACGCACCCACUUGGAGGUCGCCCCGGUAGCUGCACCGGAGGUGGUGUUGGCAGUGGUGGUGGUGGUAGAGGUGGAAGAAUGCCAGGAGGAGCAGCAGGCAGUUCAAGUCCGCAACAGUUCUGCCUUCGAUGGCACAAUCAUCAGGCGAGUCUACUUAGUUCGCUACCGUUACUGCUCGACCAGUCACACCUUACCGAUGUGACGCUAAUGGCGGAGGGACACAAAAUCAAAGCGCAUCGCGUCGUGCUGAGCGCUUGCAGUACGUUCUUCUCCGAGCUGUUCCGUACGCUCGAUGGCGCACAGUACCCGGUGGUGGUGGUGCCUGGCGCUUCCUACCACGCCGUAGCCGCACUGAUAACCUUCAUGUACUCGGGCGAAGUGAACGUGUACGCUGCGCAACUAUCCGUCCUGCUAUCGCUGGCCGAAACGCUGGGCAUUAAAGGAUUGGCCGACUUCAACAGUAACCCCAACAAAUCGAGCACUCCUUCCACGGAUGCAUCGUCCUCGCGGGAUUCGGACGUACCUUCACCCUACCAUUCAAUGAAAGUGUCCUCACCGGUGGACAACUUCCUCGCCCGACCGUACGCGUUCGGUUCGGACAUGUUUGAAAUGCGCAACAAUGCACAGGCGCUCAAUUUGAUCACCAAUCCUGGAGGAUCGAAUGGAGGCGCGAACGGAGGUGCUAGUGGAGGGAACCAUCCAAACGAUGGGUACUCGGGCAACAACUCCAGUAACGCCAACACAACAAACGCUUGCAACACAAUCGCGGGAAGUCUCGCCUCCAAGUCACUAACCACCAGCGAUCUUUAUGCACGGUUCGAGGCCGAACGUAAUGAGCAGCUGAACGCGGAAACGCUGUGCAAGAUGAACGAACUCAAUCUGCACGCCGAGAGCGCCAUGCUGAAGGAGAAACAGCAUCACCUGAAUCGUGCUAGUACACCGAUCCGAUCGGCUUACGCACAUCAACAACAACACCACCAGUCCUCUUCUGGCGACGGCCGUUCGCUCGUCGAGUCGUCCAUGUUUGCAAACUUUGGCAAUGAUAACGCGCGGGACUGCAAACUACCGAAUGGUCCACUGCUGCUGGGCAUGAAGCUGAAGGAGGAAGAUCUCUCCGACAGCAUCCACCAGCUGAGCCAAUCGUACGGUUCUGUGCCGUCAACGCCGACUCCACAGACACCGGGACUGGAAGAUGCGGGUCGUGUCACACAGGCGACGACCACGCGCAAAACGCACAGCACCCAGGACACGGCCACCAACAAGCGGAAAAAGUUGGAACAAAUCACGGAAAAUCUGCUCGAAACGCUCAAACAGUCGUCCGAAGGUGGCAAGCUGCCGUUGCAUCUGUUUAGCAAACCACCCACCGUCACGCCCGUCAGCAACACGCAGAACCCGUACCUUGCUCAUCAUUUUCUCACGAACGAAAGUGCUUCCAAAACGCCGGAAAAUUUUAGCUUGGAGUCGUCCCAUCCGAAUGCCGCUUCCAACACGAACACUCGUGCCUCGCCGAUUGCAACGGCCACAUCGAUCGGGACGGCAUCUUCGCCUACCACAACACCCGGUUCACUGCUGGCGCUGGCUCCCACAGCCGGCAGUGCUAACGAGAAUCUCAUCAAAACGCUUCACAUUACCCAUCCGUCGCAGGUGGUCGCCUUGCAGCAGCAGCAGCAGCAAUCGCCGCAGGUGCCUUCCACACAGAAGCCGCCAUCUUCGAAGCUGUACGCGACGUGCAUGAUCUGCAACAAGCAGCUGAGCAACCAGUACAAUCUGCGCGUUCAUUUGGAAACUCAUCAGAAUGUCCGCUACGCUUGCCAGGUGUGUUCACAUGUAUCGCGAAGCAAGGACGCGUUGCGCAAGCAUGUCUCCUAUCGCCAUCCGGGCACACCGAGUCCCUGCGAUCCCGACACGAAGCGGAAGCGCUCGAAGGGCGGCACCUCGUACAGUCAGCUCGCCAAGCAGGACGGCGGACUUGCCGAGCAACAGGCCGCGGCACUACUAAGCCACCAGCAGCAGCAACAACAGCAACAGCAACAGGCCAGCAAUUUGCUUGCCAACCUAACCUCACAGGGUCCGCUGCCGUCGUUGUUGCAGACUUUUGCAGCACACCACAAAUCGGCCGCACUGCUUUUCAACCAGACCGCACUGGCGCAGUCGGCAACAUCGUCGGCCCCCACGGCCCCAUCAGCAACGGAACCGAUCACUGGAUCUCCGGGCAAUGUUCCGUCCACCGGUAUCAAGCGGGAACCAACCACCAGUGAGUCGGGAGAGCAAAAGGCCGACGGCAAGUCGAAUAAUUCGAAAACGGAUGACGCAACAGUGACCAAACAAUCUGACAAAGACAUUUAAAAGACCCCGAUUGUUCUACUGCAAGGGGAGGCGUCUUACACCUAAAAAAAAGCAAAGAGAACACAAGCGGUUAAAGAAGAGCGUCCAGCCAAGCCCGGUAGGCAAACAGCUGAGAAACAUUACUGAAAAAAGACAUUAGGUUAACGAUUUACGCUAUAUACGCUAGUACUAAUAGAGACACAUUUGGGGGUGACAGUGCGAGUUUGCAUCCGACGGACACAACACCCAGUGCCGAUCCGCCGAUACGCGAAACAGACAGCGACGACUGGUAGCGUACUGUUUGCUUCGUUCAGCAAAGUUGACGAUUAUACUCCACCUUUCGAUUUUGAUUUCUAUGUUGUUUUACACAAGAAAAAAGUCACGAUUUUUGGUUUCGUUUUAUCGCACAGAUUUCUCAUUUCGUUCUGUUUACUUAAACUUGUUCCCUAGCUGUGAUAGUAAGACAAUAUUUUGUAUAGACCUGUAACAAACUCUGAGUAAGACCUUAUUUCGAGCGAUCCUGUAUAGGUCGGUACCGAGGGUAGAAAUUCGAGAUCAGCUUUUUCGCGUGCGCUAUCAAUUUCGUCACUUCAAUUUGUGGUUAACAUGUGCCUUAGAUGAAAUCUUGUACUACAAAGGAUACUACUACCUCAACCGACAUCGCCGCAACAGAGGACAAUACGAGAAAAGGGAUGGCGAAUUCCUUGGGGAAUGGAAAUGAAUACGAAAUGCGAAGCUAAGCAAGUAGAUCGCCCCGAAUCCACGAUACCUCUACCGAUAGGACGAAAUCCUCCUUAAACUCUUAAAAGACAUUUAAUUACCUACCCUGCCUGCUAUAGUGCUCGUUCAGGUGAAAAGCCCCAGUGUUUGAUUAUUAGUUCCAUUUUGUUGUAGUUACCUAUUUGGUUCUAACCGAACGGAGCCUCCGGGCCUCCAACUAUGUUUUUAUCUAGUCUAAACCCUUAUGCACCCUUAUUUUUAUUUCUCUUCAUCCCACGACUCCUACUCUCACACCCAACGCCAUGAAAGGCUGGCAGUUGAGCUGCGGGCUCACGUUGUUUCCGAUGGCGGUUUGUUGCUUGUGGUAAAAAGGACACGCGUAUUUCUUUUAAUUUUGCUUUCUUAAUGAAACGAAACAGAAACUUCAAAAAGACAAAUACCUUCUCUUUUAAGCAACGAUAGGCUAAUGAAAACUCUAAUUAUAUUUGUCCAUACUUUAACAACACAAGCAAAGUGAGUGUGUUUUCCGCGUUCUGAUUUAAAAAGACACACAAACACACAAACACACACACACAGAUACGUUAGGAAAAUGCUGAAUGUUACCACCAUGAUCAUCACACCCGGGAGGUUUCACACAACGCGGAACACCCAAACGCAUGAUCGUACACUAUCAAUACUAGCGUGUGGGGAGAGAUGGGUGUUAUUAGGUAAUAGAGAUUCUAUCUAUUGAAAAUGUAAUAGUAAACAUUUGAUUUAAUUAAACAUGAAUAAUGUUCACACUUUUCGCUCACUCGCUCUGAGUUGAACCGAUUCAUAAAACUUAACUAAUACCGUACCAAAGCGUAACAAAGUUCGAAGUUUUCAAUUUUUUUAUAAUAAAACAAGUUUGUUCUACAUCGGAAAGAAAUGCCCAACCGAUCAGACUUCUUUUUGU
This is a messenger RNA of Anopheles moucheti, 3994 nucleotides long. RefSeq names its product protein tramtrack, alpha isoform. Gene Ontology annotation, cellular component: nucleus. The record is from RefSeq and is a predicted model, not a curated record. Gene Ontology annotation, molecular function: protein binding. The coding region runs from base 1 to 2361 and encodes 786 amino acids. The transcript is spliced from 4 exons. Lineage: Eukaryota; Metazoa; Arthropoda; Insecta; Diptera; Culicidae. Gene Ontology annotation, biological process: regulation of transcription by RNA polymerase II.